Messenger RNA from Camellia sinensis, 1143 nucleotides. NCBI's taxonomy places the organism in Eukaryota, Viridiplantae, Streptophyta, Magnoliopsida, Ericales, Theaceae. The record is from RefSeq and is a predicted model, not a curated record.
CCGUGGAGUUUGUGGCUUGUGGUAGUAAAUUACUUCAACCCAAAUUUCGGUAUGUUAGUGUUGUGUUAAUUAAAUCCUUUUAAUGAAUAUGACUUUCCAUAUAGGUUGUACAUAUUACUGAAUUUAUUUUAAUUUUCUUAAUAAUAAAUACUUUUCAACUACUAUAUAGUUAUAAAUAAUGAUUAAUUUAUUAUUGCUAAUAGCCUUCAGGAUAAUGUUUUCAACUCUGGGGAAAAUGGUUGUAAGUUCAUGUACUAUUCAUCUAUGGCUUCUAAAACUGAAGAGUCAGCAGGUGGAAAUCAGUUGCAAUACAAUGGGGAACGUACCAAAGAGGAUGCAAUUGACUUUAUUUAGAAGAAUCAAGAUAAACUUGCCCAGCAGGAAGCUGGAAAAGAUGAGCAGCAGGAACCUAGAAAAGAUGAGCUGUAGUGAAGGUUUUGUGGAUCUUGUAAUAGAGAUUGAUCUUAAGGUGACUUUUCUCAAAGGCCUUAGACAGGAAUUGAUAGGAAUUGACGAGCAGGUAUCUUCUACACAUUGAUAUAUAUAUAUAUAUAUACACGCAUGUACACAAUCACAUACAUGGAUGAGGUUAACGGUGAACCUACUAAAAACCCAUAAUGGUCUUACGAGGUUGAGAGCGAAUCUACUGAAAACCCGGAUAUGUUAUAUUUGUUGUAUGGGUGAAUUUCGAUAGUUUUUGUUUUCAAAUGGCAAUUAUGAUGGUAAAUUGACAAAAGGAAAAUGGCAAAUUGAUUGUAGUUAUAAUGAACAUCUAUAACUAUGUUUGUGUUUGUGAGCUAUUCUUAUUGAAGUCUGAAGUAGUUAGUCUCAAUUGUUCUCAUUAAUAUGUGUUGUAAUAUAUGUCUUUGUUGUGGGAUUCACACUUGCAAUUAGUCUCAACCAUAACAUUGCUCUUUUAUAGGAAUUUUUUUUGGUUGUGCAGUAUUUGCUCUCUCUCUCUCUUUGGUCCUGAAAGUUGUGGAUAGAAUUGUACUCAUAAUUUGCCUUCUAAAAAUUGUACUCAUAAUUUUGUGCUGCUCUUUUAAUUAAGAUUUAAUUGUGUGUUUUCCUUUUAUCUUUUUAUUGUUUUCGUUUUUAAGAAAGUAAGAUUAUUUGCAAGUGCGUAUUGUGCAGAGAGGAGCU